Molecule: messenger RNA, 2126 nt
Organism: Solanum verrucosum
Lineage: Eukaryota; Viridiplantae; Streptophyta; Magnoliopsida; Solanales; Solanaceae
Product: probable leucine-rich repeat receptor-like protein kinase At1g68400
Exons: 2
Coding region: 14-2035 (673 amino acids)
Biological process (GO): protein phosphorylation
Molecular function (GO): ATP binding; protein binding; protein kinase activity
Source: RefSeq, a predicted model, not a curated record
UCUUCACUCUUCAAUGGCUACUACUACUCUACUCAUGAACUUCCAUUACACUUUUCUUUCAUUCUUCUUCCUCUUCACCCUUCUUGAAUCUUCCCCAAACCCAGAUGUUGCACCAUUACUAGCUUUCAAAUCAGCUUCAGAUGAAACAAACUCACUCUAUAACUGGAACUCAUCAACUAGCCCCUGUUCUUGGACUGGUGUAUCUUGUCUUAACAAUAGAGUUUCUAGACUUGUUCUUGAAGGUCUUAAUCUAAAAGGGUCUUUCCAAAAUCUUGUAUUUCUCAAAGAGUUAAGAGUAUUGAGCUUGAAAUAUAACAAUUUUUCCGGUUCUGUUCCGAAUCUUUCGAACCUUACUGCUUUGAAGCUGCUGUUUCUUUCCCAUAAUGAGCUUUCUGGGGAGUUUUCUGAGUCGUUAACCUCGCUUUUUAAGCUUUAUAGACUUGAUCUGUCGUAUAAUAAGUUUUCCGGUGAGAUUCCGGUGAAGGUGAAUCGUUUGACCCAUUUGCUUACUCUUCGUCUUGAAGGAAAUGGGUUUUCCGGUGAGAUUUCUGGGGUUAAUCUACCUAAUCUUCAAGAGUUUAACGUUUCUGGUAACAAACUCGUUGGAGAAAUACCCAUUUCGCUAUCUCAUUUCCCGGAAUCUGCAUUUUCGAAGAACCGGGUUCUUUGUGGUUCUCCGUUGCCAAACUGUACGGCGGCGGUUCCUCGUGAACCGUCGUCGUCGGCAGGAGCUUUAGCUUCUCCGGUGAGUCCUAAAACUACCAUUGCAUCUUCUCCGAGCUCAUUGCCGGUGACCUCUGCAACUUUGAGUCCAAAAAAUACCCAUCAUAGUAGUGGUAAAAUGAGCUCAUUAGCAAUAAUCGCCAUUAUACUAGGUGAUGUGUUGGUUCUAUGUGUUGUGUGUAUUUUUCUCUACUGUUUCUUCUGCAUUAGGAAAGUUUCUUCUCAGAAGAAUGGGUCACACAUUCUUGAAGGUGAGAAGAUUGUGUACUCGUCUAGCCCGUAUCCUAAUACGGGCCAGACGAGUGGGUUCGAGAGAGGGAAGAUGGUGUUUUUCGAAGGGGCGAAAAGGUUUGAGCUUGAGGAUUUGUUGAGAGCUUCAGCUGAGAUGUUGGGAAAAGGGGGAUUUGGGACUGCUUAUAAGGCUGUGUUGGAUGAUGGAAAUGUUGUUGCUGUGAAAAGAUUGAAAGAAUUGAAUGUUUGUGGAAAAAGAGAAUUUGAGCAACAAAUGGAAGUUUUAGGAAGACUUAGACACCCAAAUUUGGUUAGUUUGAAAGCAUAUUACUUUGCUAGAGAUGAGAAGUUGUUGGUGUAUGAGUUCAUGACUAAUGGCAACUUGUUUUGGCUUCUUCAUGGUAACAGAGGGCCUGGAAGAACUCCUUUAGACUGGACAACAAGGUUAAAGAUUGCAGCCGGAGCGGCUCGAGGGCUAGCCUUCAUCCACAACUCAUGCAAGUCCUUGAAACUCACUCAUGGCAACAUCAAAUCAACUAACAUCCUCAUCGACAAGAGCGGCAAUGCACGUGUCUCCGACUUUGGUCUAGCCAUCUUCGCCACACCAUCUUCCGUCCCAAAAACCAACGGCUACCGAGCCCCUGAAGUCGCAUUGGAUGGUCGUAAAAUAACUCAAAAGUCCGACAUCUACUCAUUCGGGGUCCUAUUACUCGAGCUGCUAACCGGUAAAUGCCCCUCAGUCGUGGACAACGGUAGUGGCCUCACAACCGGCUACGGAGGGGUUGUUGACUUACCAAGAUGGGUGCAAUCCGUGGUGAGGGAAGAAUGGACUGCGGAAGUGUUCGAUUUGGAGUUGAUGAGGUAUAAGGACAUUGAGGAGGAAAUGGUGGGGCUAUUGCAGAUAGCUAUGGCAUGUACUUCAACAUCACCAGAUCAAAGGCCUAAAAUAAAUUAUGUUGUGAAAAUGAUUGAAGAGUUGAGAGGUGUUGAAGUUUCACCUUCUCAUGACACUGCUACUGAUUCUGUUUCUGACUCUCCUGCUGUUUCUGAAGAUAAUACAUGUGGUGCAGCUAGUCAGUAGUGAGUUUUUUUUCCUACUAGUUUGUUAUUCUGAGUUAUGUAAAUUAACCUCUUAGUUUUAAUCCUUUUAUCUAUAAGAUAUAAUUUAGGAG